AGCUUCAGGAACUGCUCCUCACUGCCAGGAUGAGCUCCCCAAGCUCUGCCCCUGAGAAUUCCUGCAGGAUCACCCUUGGACAAGCUCAGCAGGUGAGACCYAAAGUUCCCCUCCUGAGGAUUCUGCAGGCGGCCGGUGCCCAGGGCGACACUUUCACGCUCAAAGAGGUGAUGCAUUUUUUGGGUCAGUACAUCAUGGCAAGGCAGCUCUACGACAAGAGGGAGCAGCACCUCGUGCACUGCGGGGGAGACGCGCUGGGAGAGCUGCUGGGGCUGCAGAGUUUUUCUGUCAAGGAUCCCAGCCCCGUGUACGAGAUGCUGAAGCGGAACCUCACAGCAGCCUCUGUCCCCACAGGUAGGUUGGGCCCUAAAAGGACAAAAAUCCUUUUUCGGGCCCUAAAAGGACAAAAAUCCUUUUUCCUGGACCUGCUGGGUGCUGGAAAUCGGGAGGAAAACUCUGCCUGGAGGAGGAACCGACUUCCCUUCGUGUGCCAGGGGCUCUUCGAGUGCUGGGGCUGCUGAGAAACCCCAAAUUUGGGUCAAAAAUAGGGUUAAAAAGUGUGAAUUUAUGA
Malurus melanocephalus (red-backed fairy wren) is the source of this 571-nucleotide messenger RNA. It is a transcript of the gene MDM4, whose product is annotated as MDM4 regulator of p53. The transcript has 4 exons. NCBI's taxonomy places the organism in Eukaryota, Metazoa, Chordata, Aves, Passeriformes, Maluridae. Gene Ontology annotation, molecular function: ubiquitin protein ligase activity. The coding region runs from base 30 to 521 and encodes 163 amino acids. The record is from RefSeq and is a predicted model, not a curated record.